Molecule: messenger RNA, 13372 nt
Organism: Cheilinus undulatus (humphead wrasse)
Lineage: Eukaryota; Metazoa; Chordata; Actinopteri; Labriformes; Labridae
Product: obscurin-like protein 1
Exons: 38
Coding region: 389-11350 (3653 amino acids)
Molecular function (GO): protein binding
Source: RefSeq, a predicted model, not a curated record
UGACACUUGGGGUGUCUGAGGCCUGAGCGACACAGAGAUUGGGGAACCACACUGAAGUUGUUAAACGAGAAGCUGCUGUGGAUACUGAACUUCUGAUUUCUGUUCUUCAAAGAUGUACCGGAGUAAAAGUUUUGAUCUCUGAGGAGAGCAUGUGUCUGGAUUCGAAGUCAACUUGGGACAUAACUCAGCCUUCUGGAGACAAGUGGCAUUGCUUCUUACCUCGGAAAGAGAUUGCAAGUGCGGAAUGUAUGUUGACGGUCGUUCCCUGCAACUGAAGCGAGCAGAAAUUUCCAGUGCAGAAGUUGGGCCAUCCUGCCCCAGUGAAUAGCUCACCAUUAUUACACUCCUGGACUGCUUACUGUGAGAAGAAGCUGACAAAGAAGCAGGGAUGGACGUGUUUGGAGGUGCGCCUCGUUUCUUGGCCUAUCCACGGCCUGUGGUGGUACAAAGUGGAACUGAUGCAGUCCUAAAGUGCCAAAUAGGCGGGGAUCCAAGGCCAGCCGUUAUCUGGGAGCGAAACAAUGAAAAGAUUGACCCACAAGGACGAUACAGGGUCUUUGAGGAUGGAAAUGUUUACAAUCUCAUUAUUUCAGCUGUGACAACAGAGGACAGUGGCCAGUAUAUUUGCAAAGCAAAAAACAGUAUUGGGGAAACAUACGCCGCGGCCACAUUAAAGGUGGAAGGUGAAGCACAAGAGAUGGAGCUAAGAGAGGAGAAUAAGCCACGAUUCCUCAUCAAGCCUCUCUCCACUCGCGCUGGUCGAGGGGAAGAUGCUGUAUUCUCAUGUAAACUCUGGGGAAACCCACGACCAGAGGUCGUCUGGGAAAAAGACGGUAGAAAACUCAAUGAAAUAUUUGAAAGCACACAUUUCAGUGUAGGGUACCAGGAUGGUGGAUGGUUCCAGCUCAAGAUCUUUAAGACUCGUGCACCUGAUGGUGGUGUGUAUACAUGCAAAGCUAGGAAUGAGUAUGGAGAAGCUUUAGCAGGAGCUGUGUUGCUUGUUGACGCAGGCCCAGGACAUGAGGAUGAAGGAAAUCGUAACGGCUACACAAAUGGUCCCUGGAAAACUCACCAGGGAAAACAAAGGAGUGGGAGGCAAGUGCCAAACCGGCUCAAAGAUGACGCCAUGACCAAGUCAACUAAAGUGAAAAUGUUUGCAGUGACAGAGGGAAAACAUGCCAAAUUCCGUUGCUUUGUGACUGGGAAACCCAAACCAGAGAUCAUUUGGAGGAAAGACGGCAGACUGAUACUGUCUGGAAGGAGGUAUUUGUUAUACGAGGACAGAGAGGGAUACUUCACACUUAAAGUUCUGUACUGUAAGCAGAAGGAUAAUGGAGUUUAUGUUUGUGCUGCGUCAAAUACUGCGGGCCAGACCCUCAGUGCUGUACACCUCUCUGUAAAGGAGCCGCCUGUGCGGUUCAAGCAGCCCCUCAUUGAUCUAGAGGUAUGGGAACGAGAUUUGGCAAUUCUGGAGUGUGAAGUUCCAGAGGACUCUGUUCCCAUCACAUGGUAUCUGGAGGAUAGGCGACUGCAGCCAGGGGCCAAAUAUGGAAUGGAGGAGUGGGGAACAAAACGACGGCUAACUAUCCGUGACAUCGGGGUGGACGACGAUGGGAUUUACCUCUGCGAGAUGCCCGACGGGGGGAGAAGCAUUGCAGAGGUUGCUGUGAAAGGGACAAUUUUGCGCAAGCUUCCAAGAAAAGUGGAUGUAUUGGAAGGUGAAAAUGCCGCCUUUUGUGUUGAAGUUGAAAAAGAAGAAAUGGAUAUACAUUGGUACAAAGAUGGCGUAGAGCUCCGUGAAACACAUCAGACCAUCCUGAAGUCCUUUGGUCGCACUCACAUCCUGGUCUUUGUUAAUACAAUGCCUCAAGACUCUGGCCUUGUGACUUUCCUCGUAGGCAAAUCCAAGACUUCCUCUCAGCUACGAGUUAAAGCUGCACGACAUUGUCCUCCCAGCUGUCCCGUGGGUGUGCAGAUCAACACAGAGCGUGCUAAUGCAGCUCUGCUUUCAUGGGUUCCUGCUCAGGACUCACGAAAGAACCCUCCAUCUGGAUAUGUGCUUGAGCGACAGGAAGUGGGCACUGGCUCACAGGAGUGGCUGCAGUGCCUGACAACCGACUCUGCGACAGCUGUGGAGAUCCUUGGUGACAGUGUGCCGUGUGAGGCCGAUUAUCGCUUCCGUAUUUGCAGUGUGAACAAAUAUGGGAAGAGCAACAAUGUUGAGUUCCCUAGGGCUGUUCACUUAGUUCCAGUUGCUAGAAUACAAGCCCCUUUACAAGAUGCCCUGGUGCCAGAGGGCCAAGAUGCUCUCUUCUCAAUUGAGCUCUCAGCAUCGGUUAUUGGAACGUGGUUCUUAAACGGAACUCAGCUCCAGGAGGAUGAGCGUUAUUCAAUGCGUCGAUCAAGAACACACCAAUCUCUUCGAAUUCGAGGAGUACGUGAUACAGACAAUGGUGCUGAGAUCACAUUUAUUGCCUAUGGCAUCCGGGAUUCUGCAGCAUUGUACAUUCAAGCUCCUCUUGUGAAGUUUUCACCUAUGUCAGAAAUGGAUCGAAACAAAUUUGUAGAAAUUGGGAACCCCAUUGUGCUGUACUGUGAGCUGUCAGACCCUGCAGCUCCAGUGCACUGGUACAAGAAUGGGGUGGAAUUACAAACAACAGAGGGUCUUCAUAUCCAAUCAGAGGGCACCAUGAGAAGGAUUGUCAUCCAAUCAGCAGAAUUAUCACAUUCUGGAGUUUAUUGCUGCGACGCUAUUGAUGAUGUCAUCAGGUUCAAUGUAGAAGUAGAGGCCCCACCUGUGAGGUUUUCAGCAAUUCCAGAAGCUGAAAGGAACAAAACCAUCCAAGCAGGCUGCCCCAUUGUUUUACAAUGUGAGCUCUCAGAUCCUUCAGCCCAGGUGCACUGGUUUAAAGAUGGGUCAAAGCUCCAUCCUCAAACUGGACUAGAUAUUCUAGCUGAAGGCUUGGCAAGAACACUGAUUGUCCACUCGGCAGAAUAUUUCCACUCUGGGUUAUAUUGCUGCAAGACAAAGGGUGAUACCGUCAUGUUCAGUGUCGACAUCAAAGCUCCACCUGUGAAGUUCUCAGCAAUUCCUGAAGAAAUGAGGACCAAGUCGAUCGAAGCAGGCAGCCCUAUUGUACUCCAGAGCGUGGUGUCGGAUCCCGAGGCCCAUGUUUGCUGGUACAAGGAUGACAGUCUGCUCGUUUCAAAUUCUGGAUUAGAAAUCAACUCAGAUGGCAACAACAGGACAUUAGUUAUUCAGUCUGCAGAGCUGUCCCACUCUGGUGUAUACAGGUGCACCACACAGGAUGAUACCAUGGAGUUUCAAGUGGAGAUAAAAGCCUUACCAGUGGUAUACUCCACUUCCUAUGAUGUUGAGAGAACCAAGUCACUUGAAGCGGGCAAACUUUUGGAGCUGAAAUGUGAGGUCGCAGACCCCAACGUGCCAGUCUGCUGGUAUAAAGAUGGUGUACAGCUCUUUCCCCAGAAUGGUUGGGAUAUACAAAGUAAUGGCACAUUGAGAAGACUCAUUAUCCCAUCUACUGAGCUUUUGCACUCAGGGCUAUACACCUGUGAAACAUCUGAUGACAAUAUCCACUUCACUGUGGAUAUCAAAGCUCCAACGCCGCUGUUGUCACCCUUGCCCUCGCCAGAGGUUGUGGAGACGCAGUCACUUGGAGUGUCCUGUCCAACUGAAGCAACAUGCGAAACCUCAGAACCUGCAUUCCAGGUGUCACUGCAGAAAGACAAAGAGCAUGACUCAAAUAGAGAGCCUGAUUUUGAAAUGGAAGGCAUCAAGAAGACGCUUGUUAUUGAACCAACUCAUCCAUCAAACUCUGGAGCAUACUAUUGUGCAACAGCAGAUGAUGUUGCCCAAUUAAUAGUAAAAAACCAAGUGCCAACUCCAACAUAUCUGCUUGAUCCUGAUGUUGUGAAGUCAGCUGAGGCGCAUUGCCCAAUCGUUCAGCAAUUCGAGAUUUCCGAUCCCAUUGCCAAAGCCUGCUGGUACAAAGAUGGAACCCAGAUCUAUCCAAAAAGGGAAGGUGACUGUGUAUCACAGAGCAGCAGCCAAGCUUUGCCCCUCCAGUCUUAUGACUUGUCUGGUGAUGGGAGGUUUGGCUGUGAAACGUCUGGGGAGGCACAGCUAGGUGCAGAGAAGAAAGCAGAGCAGGCUUUGUCCAAACAGCAGAGCAGUCACUUUGGUUACAGGAUUGGUGAGAUAGCUGAUGAAUCUUCCCAAAACACUCUUGAUGUCAAAGCGACAACGCCAAGGCUCUCUUCUGACCAAGAGCAGAGGUCAUCUGAAGAUGCUUCUCCUGUUGGCACUGACAGCAUGUCUGCAAAAUGUCAUACUGGCAACUCUGGCGGCAAGACAGGAGAUACAAAGACAUGUGACGAGCGUCCCAGCUAUAUACCGACUACCCAGUCAGCCUAUAACCAAACAAAUGACUGGAUUAUAACUGAACAGCAAAAGGAACCCUCAAACAUUCAACAGAUAAACAAUGCUCUAACUCCAGUUAAUAACCCCAUAGAGCCAUCAAUAAUGCAGUCUGACCGAUUCUGUCACACUGACCAGCCCACAGAAUACAAAGGUGAGGAAUUUAUUUACUAUAUACAGCAUGCAGAACCUCUACCUGAGGAGCUCGGUAAUUCUCUGCGGACAGCAGUCCAGACAGAUGAGUUCUGUGAAUUUCAAAAAACAUCAACUUUUGAAUCAGAGGAAUCUACUAUCAAGACUUUGACUGACCAACCAAAGGAGCUACAUAGGUUAAUACAGACACCAGCAGUCAUCUCAGAUCUAGAUGACCCCCAACAAGCUACAGUUACCCAGGUAGAGCACGUUACUAACCACCUAAACAUUUCCACCGUCAAAUCAGAUUGUAAUCUCCCCAAAACUGCAUAUUCAGGGGUGAGAGAUCCCUCUAUAUCUUCACAUACUUCAACUAUGCAAUCACAGGGGCCAUUUAUAUCAUCAUACACUGCCACUGUCCAACCAGAGGCCACUGUCCAACCAGAGGAGUGUAUCAAAUCUUUACAGACAGGAUUCGUCCAAUUGGAUGAGUUCUGUUGCCCCCUACAGAUAUCAGCUGUUAUGCCAGAAGAUCUUCUUGAGUGUUUACAAGCUAAAGGUACCCAAGAGGGACCCAUUGACUCCUUAUGGACAGCAACUGAAAAAUCAGAGGAGUUAAAUAGACCACAACAGACCUCAAAUGUCCAGUCAGAGAGGACUGACAACUUCACAAUGCCUGCAUCCCUGCAAACAUCAGACUUUUGCAAUUCUAAAGAUGCAGACACUGUCGAAUAUGGAGAACAGUACAACUGGAAACAGUCUGAAUAUACCGGAUACGACGACCUCCAUCAACCAAAGCAAACCCCACCCAAACCCUCAGAGAUGCCGUGGCAGUCCACACAGGCCAAAACAGUCCGAGCAGAGUGCCAUCCCAUCAUGACGACCAGAGAAUACCAAGUAGAAAGCACAGUUAACUCUGUGCAAAGUUCAUCCACCCAGCUGGCAGAGCCUCACUAUGUCAAGAAGGCAUCUAUUGUCCAAUCAGAGGAGAUCUAUCUAUCAAGGACAUGUGACUGUCACUGGAGAGACAAUGUCACUGCAAAUAAGGUGGCUGUUGAAGCUUCACCUGUGAGAAUUACAGCACUUGGUGUGGCUGAGAGGAACAAGUCUGUUGAAGUUGGUGAACCCAUAUUCCUGCAAUGUGAGAUAUCAGAUCCUAAUGCUCAAGUAACUUGGCACAAGGAUGGAAUAAAACUACAUGAAGCAGAUGGGCAAGAGAUGCUGGCAGAAGGUCCCGUAAGAAAACUGGCUAUCCAGUCAGCGAUGAUGUCUCAUGCAGGGAUUUACAUCUGCAAGACAACAGAUGAUACAAUGCAGUUUCAUGUGGAUGUUAAAGCUCCUCCUCUGAUGUUUUCAGCUUUAUCUGAAGCUGACCAGAAACAGACGGUCAUGGCGGGCUGUCCCAUUGCCCUGCAGUGUGAGCUCUCAGACCCGGCAGGACAUGUCAGUUGGUACAAGGAUGGAACAGAGCUCCUACCUCAAAGUGGAGUAGACAUCCAGUCAGAGGGAAAUUUGAGGAGUCUAGUAGUCCCGUCAGCAGAGCAAGCUCACACUGGCAUAUACCGUUGUGAGUCAAAGGAUGAUGAUAUCCAGUUUGCUGUGGAAGUAAAAGCACUACCUGUGAAGUUCUCAGAGCUCCCAGAGAGUAUCAGAAACGUGUCUGUGGAAGACGGCUUUCCCAUUGUCCUCAGCUGUGAACUGUCUCACGAUCCUUCUGCUCAUGUCGAAUGGUACAAGGAUGGAAUGAAGCUCCUACCACAAAACGAUAUGGAAACACAGGCAGAUGGUCUAACAAGGACACUACUGAUCCAGUCAGCUGAAAAAAUGCAUGGUGGCACCUAUGAAUGCUCCACAUCAGAUGAUACCGUCACAUUUAAAGUGGAAGUAAAAGGCCGAUCACCAAAGAUCAUGCCAGUCUCACUGUCAGAAAAACACAGGAUGGUUUCUAUUGGUUGUCCAAUUAUCCUGCAGUGUGAGGUCUCAGACUCUGCUUCACAAGUGUCCUGGUUUAAAGAUGAGGAGGAGCUUUUUUGCAAAACUGGACUCGAUAUGAAAAGGGACGGCAGUGUGAGAAAAUUAAUAAUUCACUCCGCAAAGGUCUCUGACUCUGGCCUCUACAGCUGUAGCCUGGCUGAUGAUGUUGUGACAUUCCAUGUGGACGUUGAAGCUACUCCUGUAAGGUUUUCCACUCUUCCAGAGAUUGCAAGAAACAAAUUUGUCGAAGCAGGCUGCCCGAUUAAGCUUCAGUGUGAAGUCUCAGAGCCAACUGCCCAGGUCUAUUGGCACAAGGAUGGAGAACAGCUACCUCCAGAAAGUGAAUAUGAAAUCCAAUCUAAAGAAAAACUGAGAGCGCUGGUUAUAAAAUCAGCAGAAGUCAGACAUGCCGGGGCGUACAGCUGUGAGGCUGCAGAUGACCGUAUAGAAUUCAAGGUGGAUGUUGCAGCUGUUCCAGAGGCUGAAAGGAGCACGUCUGUGGAAGCAGGCAGCUUGAUCAAACAUCAGUAUGAGAGCUCAGACCCCAGAGCCCAGACCUGCUGCUAUGAGGAUGGGAUAAAACCAUUGCCAAAAUCAGGAAUAAACACUGAGUCUGAGGGAAUUAAGAGGACAGAAGUUAAGAAAUCCUCCAUAUCUUCAUGCUCUGGAGAGAACAGUUGUAAAACUGAUGAUGAAUCAGAUUUCAACGAUUUCCAAGUGGAGGUGAAAGCACCACCGGUGACAUUUGCUGAAAUCCCAGAGGAAGAACUCUACAAGAGUGUUGUGGAACAGGAAGAGCUUGUUCUGUGUUGUGAAGUAUCCAGGGCUGAUGGUGCUGUCCAGUGGUACAAAGAUGGGAUUGAAAUUCACUCGAGCAGUAAUAUCACCAUCGAUGCUGAAGGCACCAAACGGGAUAUCACAAUACAUUCAGCCCAACUGUCUGACACAGGCACCUACACAUGUCGGGCUGGUGAUAAUGUUUUACUGUUCAAGGUGACUGUGCGAGAGCCUCCAGUCAUGAUUACUUAUCCUAAGGAGGAUGUCCAUCUGGACCGCCAUGUUCCUGAAGAAAUCAUUCUGAGCUGUGAGUUGUCUCGACAAAAUGGAGCUGUCAGCUGGUACAAAGAUGGUCAAAAGCUGCAAGAGAGUGAGAACAUAAAACUCAAGGUUGAAGGUCCAUAUCGACGACUGAAGAUUCUUUCUAGUGGGGUUGAGGAUUCUGGAGAGUAUGUCUGUGAUACAGCCGAUGAUUCCAUAUUCUUUCAUCUAAGUAUUACAGAACCUCCAGUGCGGAUUGUGUCCCCAAGUCAGUCCCAAAUGGAGCUGUGCCAGCAGACGUCUGAGAGGAUGGUACUGAGCUGCGAGAUCUCCCGGCCUAAUGCAGUGGUGCGCUGGUAUCGAGACGGACUAGAAGUGGAGGAGAAUGACAACCUUAUUCUGGAGGUGGAUGGUGUCUACAGAAGACUUAUAAUACCUGAAACUACCGUCAAAGAUUCAGCUGAAUACGUCUGUGAUACAGCAGAUGACUCUGUGACUUUCUUUGUCAACAUAGCAGAGCCUCCUGUCCGCUUUGUACGUCCAAGGAAGAUGGCAAGUAGAGUGGAGAAAGUGGCUGGGGAGACUCUAGUUCUGGACUGUGAGGUUUCCAGAUCAAAUGCAGAGGUCAGCUGGAAGAAGAAUGGGGAAGAAGUGGAAGACUCCAGAAAUAUCACCAUCCUCGAGGACGGUGUCCUGCGACAGCUGACCAUUCAUUCACUCACAAUCGAGGAUGCUGGGCAAUAUGUCUGCGAUGCAAAGGAUGAUGUGAUGGAUUUCCAAGUAAAAGUGCAAGAGUUGCCUGUAAAAAUUGUUGGCAAAAGUGAUGCAAAAACAGAAAAGCAGUUCUUAGUGUCGGACGACAUAAUUCUAGUUUGUGAGCUAUCCAGAUCCAAUGCCUCUGUCAGCUGGUACAAAGAUAAUCAAUUAAUCGAUGACACUGAACGAUACUGUAGCGAGGAGCAAGGCGUUUUCCGAUCACUGGUUGUCCUUAAUGCUGGGCUGGAAGACUCAGGAGAGUACACCUGUGAUGCAAAGGAUGAUAAGAUGGUCUUCUAUAUCACUGUUAAAGAGCCUCCAGUGCAGAUUAUUGGAAACUCAGGCACCCCAGAGCAUCAUAUUCUGGUGGCAGGAGAUGACCUUACUCUGGAGUGUGAGGUGUCUCGGCCAAACGCCACUGUUCAGUGGUUACGAAAUGAUGAGAUACUAAAACAAGACACUCGUAUAAAAAUUGACAGCCAUGACGUUGUGAGGAAACUUGUCCUCUCUGGACUUCAGCCCUCGGACUCUGGAAAAUAUGUUUGUGAUGCCAUUGAUGACAAGUUGAUUACAAUUGUCGAGGUCCAAGAGCCACCAGUCAAGUUUGUGAAUAAAAAUACAGGUAAUAAAAUCUCAGCCUAUGAGAAUGAGAGUGUCACACUGUGUGCCAUUGUGAGCCGUGAAAGAGCUAAUGUUCGGUGGCUGAAAGAUGGCCAACUACUGAACGAGGACAACAUUCACAUCUCCAGCGAGGGUAAUACCCACAAGCUCACCAUUAAUCCUCUGCAGCUGUCAGAUUCUGGAGAAUAUGUCUGUGACGUAAACACAGAUGAGAUGUAUUUCAGUCUUUUAGUUAAAGAAAUGCCAGUGAAAUUCAUCAGACCACUGGAGAACAUAACGUCUUUAAAGGGCAGUAGCCUUAUAUUACGCUGUGAAAUCAAUAAGCCCAAAGGAGAUGUUCAGUGGUUAAAAGGCGGCCAUGAGAUCCCUCCAAGCCGCCGGCACACAAUACGGGCACAAGGGCGUGAGCGUAGCUUUACCAUCCACCAGCUACAGGAUGAAGACGCUGGAGAAUAUGCCUGUGAAUCUACAGAUGACAAGACCUCUGCCACUGUCACUGUAGAAACCCCCCGUGUUGUUGAGUUCAUAGCGGAGCUUCGUAACAUCACUGUCCGAGAGGGAGAAGACGCAGUAUUUAAGUGUGUGGUUUCACCAGAGGACACUCAGUUGGUGUGGCGCCUAAAUGGCAAGCAAGUCGCUGUGAAUGAGCGCACUCUCAUUUCAAGCAACGGACUAUGCCACAUGCUCUGCAUCCACAACUGCAUGGUUUCAGAUAGCGCCAGAGUGACAGCUGAUGCCGAGGGGUUGGUAUCAGAGGCAGAACUCCAGGUUCAAGAGCAACAGGUGCUGUUCACCAAGACAAUGGCCCCAGUUGUAGCCGAAGAGUACAGCGAGGCAAGUCUAGAGGUGGAGGUGAGCGUGGAUUCUGGAGAGGUGCAAUGGAUGAGGCAAGGGGUGCUGAUCCACCCGGGAGCAAAGUACACACUGAAACACAAGGGCCGAAAACACAGCCUCCACAUCCAUACAUUGGCCAUGUCUGACCGGGGCACCUACAGCUGUGAAACCCUCCAUGACCGCACGCAAGCCCAGCUCACAGUGGAACCUCGAAAAAUCACCAUCAAGAGAGGGCUGACUGACAUUAAAACCACUGAGAGAGAAACAGCCUCAUUUGAAGUGGAGCUCUCCCAUCCGAAUGUCCCAGGUACCUGGACAAGAAACGGAAUAAAACUAAAGCCCACAAAUCACUUCCGCAUGAGUGCCAAAGGACCAGUCCACAGCCUCACCAUCUCCAACCUUUCAGUAGAAGACACUGGGACUUUUAUGUUCUGUGUGGAGAACCUGAAGACAUCUGCAAGGCUUGUUGUGAAGGAGCCCCCAGUGACCAUGUUCAGGAAACUGGAAGACCAGAGAUUCCCCGAUGGGGCGAUAAUCUCUAUUGAGUGUGAGCUUUCAAGACACAAUGUUGAUGUGAAAUGGUUUAGGAAUGGGGAUGAGGUGAAGCCAAGCAAAGACCUGCGUAUUUAUGCAAUCGGAAGGAAACGGUUUCUUCAGGUCAUGAAAUGCAACGUCUGUGAUUCUGGCGUGUACACCUGCGAUGCUGGAGAUGUAACGACAUCAUGCACUGUGGAGGUCUAUGAGCGUGAGCUGCAGAUCCUGCAUGGUCUUGAAGACCUGGACAUCCAGGAGGAUCAGAAUGCGGUGUUUGUCUGUGAGAUCUCAGCGGAGGAUGUGCCUGGAGAAUGGUAUAGAAAUGGGGAGAGGAUACAACCCACCAGCACCAUCAAGAUCCGCCAGGAAGGGACCAAACAUUUUCUUCUAAUGUGCAAUGUGCGAGCAGAAGACUCUGGGGAGAUCAAAUUUAUUGCCAGACAAGUUGAAUCUGUUGCUUACCUGGAGGUGGAAGAGCUACCCGUCAACAUAGUAAAACCUCUACAGGAUAAGACAGCUCUAGAGAAGACCCGUGUGCUCCUGGACUGUGCUGUGUCUAACCCCAGAUGUAGCAUCCGCUGGUACAAAGGCAGCAAUGUCAUCCUGCCGUCUGAGCGCUUUGAGAUCUGCAGUGAAGGCUGCUACCGCAAACUGAUCAUCCAAGAGGUGGCGCUACAUGACGAGGGCAUGUACAGCGUGCAGGUCGGAGAGCAUACAUGCUCUGCAAAACUGACAGUGGAAGCCCAGUCUCUGCAGAUGGUCAGAGAGCUCAGUGACGUGGAGGUCGUGGCCCCAGAAGAGGCCUGCUUUGAAUGCGAGGUGUCAGUCCCAGUCCUGAAGGCUCCUGUUUGGACUCUGAAUGGAGAAACCUUACAGGCCAGCUCUCGAGUCCGCCUUGAGAAGAUGGGCACCAUCCACAGGCUGACCCUCAGACAAACCUCCCCGGACAUGAGUGGAGAGGUGGAGUUCACCUACGGCAAAGCAAAGAGCAAAGCACAGCUCCGAGUACUGAGUGAUCCAUGAGUGACUUCUCCUAUCUGUCAUCAGCUUAUUGACACUGAUUGAUGCCUUCGAGUCGUGACUUUGACAGCGCUUCUACAUUUACAAACAGAACGUCUAUAAAAGUGGUUUAAACAGGGUUGUGAUGGAUUUUCAUGCAGUAAAAUUAACUGAAGGAGUGUUUGUUUUUUCUUUGCAUUUAAGGAACUAAAUAUCUGACUGUAGAAAAUGUGUCAUUGUUAGAGUGUGAGGAUGUUUUAACAGUUUCUUUAUCACGAAGCAAAGUGCAGUUAAAGGUGUAAAUAAUGUUCUGUGUGUAUGUGACCGGACUGUAACUGUGCUGUGGAGGUUUAUGCGAAUGUGUAUUUGUGUCAAUAAAUGUUUGAUUUAAAUACUCUAGAAAUAAAAGACUAAAAUCAUUGAUCGGAUGAAGUGUGAGCUAAGAGUUUUACAAAUAGCUGCAUAUAAAAAUAACUGAAAUAAUAGAGCUAUUUAAAAAUAAAUAUGGAGGCAAAAAACACAUUUUUCAUCAGACUUUUUAGAAUUUAAACAAAUCCAACAGUUGGCUGUUUAUUUGAGAUUUAAUGUUAUAAAUUAAUUAGCUGUUUUUUUGUUUUUUGUUUUUUUUUUUGUUAAUUGCAGUUGAAACGCAGUUCAGCCGUGAGAGCGGGAAAUCUACUCAAUACAGCUGACAUGCAGGCAACAUGCAAAGUUGUGCAAUUUCCUAUGCAGUUUAAUCUAAUUAUCACUCAGUUAUGUCUUGAAGUAUAUCAUUAUUUGCAAAACUGAGAAUACUCCCGUCAUCUGCAGUUGUUGGAAAAUAUCUCUAUAGACACAGUUUCUCGCCAUCUUCGUCAGACCAGAAGUGCUAUAAUUUGUCAGUACAAAAAAUUUACAGUUUUUGAUUUUUUUUUUAAAUGAAACUUUUUUCAUUAAGUCUGGCAGUUACAGUCAUGAAAUAACCAGAUUUCAAACACUACAUGCAAGGCAACAUUUCAUAAAUAAAACAGAGAAAAAGGUCUGAGGUCUAACCAAGGAUCAAAUCGUGUUUCAACCCAUUUUUGAAAACGUUAUCCAAACGGUGGUUCGCUUUUCUUCAUUAGUUUUGGCUAAAGUUAGCUAUGUUAGCUACAUAAUUAACCAUCCAACAUUAACUUUAGUAAAUGUAGCUAAAGCUCACUGAGCUACAUCGAUCAGUUACCUAGCUUAUGUAGCUGCUUUGUGAGCUUAGCUUCAGCUAUGUUAGCCUCAUAGCUACUUUAAAUACAUUGCUACGUUAUGUAACUAGCUCAUGCAGCUAAUUGAGCUAUGUAAGCUACAUUGGCUGUGUUUAAAGACGUUUUCAUGGGGGACAGACUUUUUCCUGUAAGCAGACUGUUUAGUUGGCUUUGUUAAACAUUUUGUAAUCAGGUUUUGUUGUUCAGAUUUUUAACUUUUAGCUUCAUCCUAACCUUUAUCCUAACCUUCAGCCAAACCCUAAACGUUUGAUCUGAUUUUAUUUUGAAAGUUUUAGUGUGCAUUUCUGAUCUGACAGAGAUGGCGUCUCACAUUGACCAUCUGCAAGAAGGACCAUCAGAGAUGUAUGAUCUGCAGCAAGACCCCUCGCUUUUAUUUUGAAAGGAAAUAAGGAACAUUUUCAACGCAAAGCCAAUGAGAGCAGGAAGACACUUUUAGGUGUGUUUUAAAAGGACAAAAUAAAUUCUCAUAAGGGCAGUUUGAAAAUAUUUAACGUGUUAAUUUCUGACAUUUACAACAUCAAGAGCAACCUCUAAACACUGAAGGCCCUGAUAUGAAUGAGUGGAGAAUUAACAUUUAGCUUUAGGCCUAAACAGAACUAGUUAUGAUUAAGAGUUCAUUUUUAUUUUAAUAAUUUAUUUUUUAUGUUUUAAUGAAACUAGGAGUUCAAGUCAGAACAAAGGGCGCUCUAUCUUGUUGCAAGGAGCUUGUGGUGUAAAUAUUUUGGGCCAAAAAUUGGAAAUCUAGGAAAAAAUAGUCUAAAAAAACUUUCUCACCUUGAUUGAUAAUCAGGGUGUGCUAGCUUUAACA